Molecule: messenger RNA, 1146 nt
Organism: Clunio marinus
Lineage: Eukaryota; Metazoa; Arthropoda; Insecta; Diptera; Chironomidae
Source: the annotation of a GenBank genome assembly
AUGUUUAAACUUUAACACACAAUCAUAUAGUCAAAGUCAGAAGAAAAAGCUCAUUAAAUAAAAACAUGAGAGCAUUAAUCUCAAUUAUUUAGUCUGCUUCUAGUAUCAGUUUAACAAGCAUCGAUUUCAUAGAAUAAUGAAGUUAAUUUUUGCUUUUAUUUUUGUUUUGUGUUUCGUUAACUUCGGCUUUGCUGAAAUUUCACAAAUUGAAUACACUGAUUGUGGUGAAGCGUAUGAAACUCUUCGUUGCACUGUUGACAAUGUCAACGGAGAUUGUUUAAUUGACAGAAAUACAAAAGCAUGUCGUUUGAAGAGAGGAAAUAACUACACAAUGAAUGUCGACUUCACUCCUGACUUCGAAGGCGACGAUGUCACAAUGCUUGCUUAUGCUUUGCUUCCAGGUGGAAUUGAUGCGCCUUUUGAGGGAAUGGACGAUAAUGCUUGUCACUGGAUGACAUGCCCAGUUGUCAAAGAUACAAAACAAACUUACACUUUCAAACUUUCAAUUAGAAGAUCAUAUCCAAAAGGAAUUUUCCAAGUCCGCUGGUUGAUGAAGAAAGCUGGCGAACCGAAGUGUUGCUUGUUUCUUCUCUUCUCAGCUUUCUUAAUUAUUUUAAGUGCUUACCCAACAGUACAGAAUCAAGUGCCAGCUGAAUACGGAUCGUGUCCUGAAAGUGAUUACGAAGAUUUGAAAUGCACGAUAGAUUCAGUGACUGUAGAAGGAUGUAGAAAAGAUCGCAACUCAGGCGCAUGCAAAGUAAAGAGAAAUGUUAAUGCGACAAUAAAAGUUGAAUUUACUCCCGAUUUUGAUGGUGAUGACGUCACGAUGAUGGCUUAUGCUUUGAUGCCUGGAAUUGAAAAAUCUUUUCCCGAUAUGGAUCCUGAUGCUUGUAAGUUUAUGACAUGUCCAGUUGUGUCAGGAACUUCAAGCACUUAUUCCUUUGGAUUGAAGUUGGCAUCAGCAUAUCCACUUGGUCUCUUCAAUGUAAGAUUUCUGAUGAAGAAAGGCGGUGAAGCAAAAUGUUGUUUUGUCACUAAGUUCAGAAUUGAGAAAUAAGAUUCAAAUUGUUUAAAUAAAUGGAAAUAAAGUUUAAUCGCUUUGAAAGUGAUGUUGAAUGAAAUAGUUUAAUUAAAAUGAUGAAGCUG